AAAAAUGUAUUAUAUAAAUUAAAAACUAGAUGCCAUAGUUGUGACAUCAUGGGUAAAACUACUGCCUAUGAUGCCAGCAUCCCAUAUGGGUGCUAGUUCCUAUCCUGACUGCUCCACUUCCCAUCCAGCUCCCUGCUAAUGGCCUAGGAAAAACAGCAGAUGAUGGCCCAAGUGUUUGGAUCUUUGCCAUCCACAUGGGAGACCUGGAUGAGGGUCCUGGCUCCUGACUUCAGCCUAGCCCAGUUCUGACCAUUGAGGCUGUUGCAGGGGUGAACCAGCAGAUGGAAGACCUCUCUCUCUCUCUCUCUCUCUCUCUGUCUCUCUUUGUAACUCCAACUUUCAAAUAAAUAAAUAAAUCUUUUAAAAAAAGAAAAAGAAAUCAACAAAGUUGACUGAAAUUUCAAGAAUGCAGUGUUGUGACAAUGAAGAGUUUCUUUAAGGGAAAUUGGGAGUGAGAUAUGUUACUGUUCAUAGAUGUGAAAAUGAAGCCAAGGAAUCAGUGUGUACUCUAAAAGUGAUAGUAUAUUUCAUAGUUUCCUUUUGUUAAGUAUGAAAAAUUAAUCAAAAACAUGAGUUUCCAUUUUUUAAUAUUCUCUUUAUUUUGUUUUACCUUCAGAAAUUUUUUUCUUUACCACUUUUAAAGUCAUUUUGAUGAAUUUCACGGAGCCCAUAUAAACAUCUCUGUAGUGUAUAAAAUGUCCUUUUUAGUGGAUUUCUGAUGUUUCUAUCCACCAAGCUUUUUCUCCUCCCAUGAUUUUGUUGAUACAGGUGCACCUCAGGAACUCCCACAUCCAUUUCCAUAUACGGUUCUGAUCAAGCUGCCAAUCAAGGCUCCACCUUCUCUUGGCCAUGGAGUACGGGGUGCUUUGCAUUCAGGAAUACAGAAAACACAGCAAAGUGGAGUCAAGUACACCACGGAACAGCUUCAUGGGCUUGAAGGAUCACCUGGGGAAUGACCUUGGCCACCUUUAUGUGGAGAGCACAGACCCACAGUUAAGUGCAGUUGUGCCCUGGCCAAUGCUAGAAAAACCAGCAAUGGAUACAGUUAGUGCCGAGAAGGAGGAAAAAGAGGUGUCUGAGGAGAAUGUGAGCUCUGGUGACUCCGAGGAAAGCACAAAUUCUGAUCAUGAGUCGGAACAAUUGGGAAGCAUUUCAGUAGAGCCAUGCUUAUUAACCAAGACUCACCGACAACUGUGUAGGUCUCCCUGUUUAGAGCCUCACAUACUCAAACACAAUGAAAUUUUGCAAGAGUUUAAACCUGAAGAGUCCCAGACUACAUCCAAGGAAGUGAAGAAACCCCCCGAUGUGGUUCGAGAAUACCAAACAAAGCUGGAGUUUGCACUUAAGUUAGGUUAUUCUGAAGAACAGGUUCAGCUUGUGCUAAACAAACUUGGUACCGAUGCUUUAAUCAAUGACAUUUUGGGAGAACUGGUCAAGCUUGGAAAUAAAAGCGAGACAGAUCAAACAGUUAGCACAGUUACCAGUACAACGAGAGAAACAACUUCCCUGGAGUCUCAGAGGCCUGAAUCUCCGGUGCAAGAGGUGGUAGCAGAUGAUGGGGAAAAUCUGAGACCAAUCGUUAUUGACGGCAGCAACGUGGCAAUGAGCCACGGAAACAAAGAAGUAUUUUCCUGUCGAGGAAUCAAAUUGGCAGUGGAUUGGUUUUUGGAAAGAGGCCACAAAGAUGUGACGGUUUUUGUCCCUGCUUGGAGAAAAGAGCAGUCCCGACCUGACGCUCUCAUUACAGAUCAGGAAAUUUUACGUAAGUUAGAGAAGGAGAAAAUCCUGGUGUUCACACCGUCGCGGCGAGUCCAGGGAAGGCGCGUGGUGUGCUAUGAUGACAGGUUCAUCGUGAAGCUGGCUUUUGAGUCAGAUGGUAUCAUUGUGUCCAAUGAUAACUACAGGGAUCUGGCUAACGAAAAACCAGAAUGGAAGAAGUUCAUCGACGAGCGGUUAUUAAUGUAUUCCUUUGUCAAUGACAAGUUCAUGCCCCCGGAUGACCCUCUUGGCAGACAUGGCCCAAGUCUGGAUAAUUUCUUGAGGAAGAAACCUAUUGUUCCUGAACACAAAAAGCAGCCCUGUCCAUAUGGAAAGAAGUGCACCUACGGACACAAGUGCAAAUACUAUCAUCCCGAAAGGGGCAGUCAGCCUCAGCGGUCAGUGGCUGAUGAACUUCGUGCCAUGUCUAGAAAUACAGUGGCCAAAGCUGCCAAUGAAGGAGGACUGGUGAAAAGCAACAGUGUUCCUUGUAGCACCAAGGCUGAUAGCACUUCUGACGUCAAACGAGGUGCUCCAAAGAGGCAAUCAGAUCCAAGCAUCAGGACUCAAGUCUACCAAGACCUAGAAGAAAAGCUUCCCACCAAAAACAAACUGGAAACCAGGUCUGUUCCUUCUUUAGUUAGUAUUCCGGCUACUUCUUCUGCAAAACCCCAAAGCACUACAUCUUUAAGCAAUGGCCUUCCAUCUGGGGUUCAUUUCCCAGCUCAGGAUCAAAGACCACAGGGACAAUAUCCUCCGAUGAUGAUGGCAACCAAAAACCAUGGAACGCCAAUGCCUUAUGAACAGUACCCAAAAUGUGACUCCCCAGUUGACGUCGGAUAUUAUUCCAUGUUGAAUGCAUAUUCAAACCUGAGUAUCUCAGGCCCACGAAGUCCUGAGAGGCGGUUCUCGUUAGACACAGAUUACAGAAUCAGCUCUGUCGCCUCUGACUGCAGUAGUGAAGGCAGCAUGAGCUGUGGGAGCAGCGACUCCUACGUGGGGUACAACGACCGGUCCUAUGUCAGUUCUCCCGACCCGCAGCUGGAAGAGAAUCUGAAGUGUCAACACAUGCACCCUCACAGCCGCCUUAAUUCCCAACCCUUCCUGCAGAAUUUCCACGACCCCUUAACCAGAGUGCAAAGUUACAGUCAUGAAGAACCAAAGUUCCAUCACAAGCCUCCUCUCCCUCACUUGGCUGUGCACCUGCAGCACCCGGCCGUGGGUGCCCGGUCCAGCUGUCCUGGUGAUUACCCCUCUCCCCCAAGCUCAGCACACUCUAAGGCACCGCACCUAGGGAGGUCCUUAGUGGCCACGAGAAUAGACAGCAUUUCGGAUUCUCGACUGUAUGACAGCUCUCCUUCCAGACAAAGGAAGCCUUAUUCCCGGCAGGAAGGACUGGGCAGCUGGGACAGGCCAAGUUACGGGAUGGAUACGUAUGGGUACCGGCAGACUUACUCCUUGCCCGACAACUCCACACAGCCAUGCUAUGAGCAGUUCACUUUCCAGAGCCUACCUGAACAGCAAGAGCCGACCUGGCGAAUCCCGUACUGUGGAAUGCCACAAGAUCCUCCAAGGUAUCAAGACAGCCGAGAAAAGAUCUACAUCAACCUGUGCAACAUCUUCCCACCUGACCUUGUGAGAAUCGUCAUGAAAAGGAACCCUCACAUGACAGAUCCCCAGCAGCUCGCCGCGGCCAUUCUAGUGGAGAAAUCCCAACUGGGUUAUUGAAAGCUGAUGCAUCUUUGUGGUGUUUAGUAGUUUUUUGUUCAGCUCAAAUGCUGAAGGAGGUUUGCUACAAUAGCACAUGUGAUCUCCUUCCCAGUGAGGAGGUCAUGUAGUAUCCAUUUAUGUGAAAUACUGUAUCAUGGAAUCUGUAUGUAUAGCCCCACUCGGUGGAAGUAUCCCGGGAUUGCUUUACAUUCAAACUUUUUUUAACAUUUCCUUUUUAAAGCUAUAUCCUUGGCUGGAAGUUUUUCCAGUUUGAUUUAAUAGAUGUAUCCGUGAUCUUUGAUAUUAAUCUUUGGUGCAUCAGGGGUUUAUAUGCAGCACUUUUUAUCCUUGUUUCAUGUUUUAUUAACUGGGUGUUUGUCUAUCAAUUGCAAGCAAUUACAAUACCUUCAGAAUGUGGAACAUUUAAUUAGACCUAGCAAACUGUUUUUUCAAGCCAAGCUUAAUUAGAAUCUUUUACAGCUUUUUAAGUUAUUUUUAUUUGGGGAACGUGGGCUUCUUUGUGCUAUAAUCAUAAUUUAUAGAAACAAAGAUAUACUACAGCACUGACUUUAUAUUUUAAACAAAGUGUAAGUUACCAAUUUGUUGAAAUGGGUAACAAUAUAUAUAUAUAUACAUAUAUAUAUAUGAAUGAUUUGAUUUUCAGUAUGGCACUUUUUUUUGUUUGGAUUGUUUUCUGUUAAGAAAUUAGUUAAUUUAAUAUGGUCAGUUUAAAAGAAAGCAGAUGCAAUCAAUGGAAAAAAAUUGUUUCCAUUUUUUUUUUUUUUUACAAAGAAGGCAAAAGCCGUAACUGUUACAGGUUAGAGCUUUGUAAUCCAGCUCUAAUGUGCUUCUAGACAAUAGAAAUGGAGUUGAAUUUCUAGAUUUCCAUUAGCCUGCAUUUUUAAUAUGUAUGUCUUUUUGUUUUGGGGGCACAAUAAUACUGGAUAAAAUAACCCUUUUACAGUACUGGCUUGUUUUUAAUGAAUCUAUUCUCAAUGCAACUUUUAUAUUUAGUAUGCUCUUUAACUUUCUUGCUAUUUAUGAAGGCUGGCCUGAGUGGAUUCAUGUGUUGACGAUAUGCAACACUUAUUGAUAACUGCACUAUAGAAACGGUAAUGGAGGAAUUGUAAAUGGUAACUUAAAUUUUUUGUAAGAUAUUGUAUAUUUUCCAUUUUCCUGAAGGUAGUUGGUUUUUUUUUUGGGGGGGGGGUUGGGGUUGGGGGGGGCCUGUUAUAUUAUUAAGGCCAGAUUCUUGCCACAAAUAGUGUAGUUUUAGAUACAGACUAAAGUCUGUUCUAGUAUUAGUAAGGGAUAUUUCUGGUUUCAAAGUCAUGGGUUUUGCUAGCAACGAAUUCAUUUCUGCAGUUUAGAAGACAGGCUUUGGGAUCCGUGGCAGACAGUUGUGUGAUUGACGGAGCUUGCUUGUUGCCUGCAGAUUUUGCAUUUUACGAUGUGUAACAGACACAUUCAGAUCCGUUUCCACAGUCUGCCUGGAUGCCCUGGUCAUUGUAAUUAUUCUACACGGUUGAAGGAAAGCCCUGAAAAACCAGAAAGUACCUUUUACUGUUGAUACAAAUUGUAUCUUUUUAACUAUACGAACUAUUUUGAUUUGUAGAUCUAGUUAAAACACAAAUGUGUAACUAUGAUUAGACUUUUGGGCAACAUUUUAUCCCUUAUUUAAAUACAAAUUUUUAAAGUAAAAUUGAGGUUUAGAAUAGGGUAGAAAAUAAAAGUAACAAUUUAGGUACAUAAAAGUGUCUGUCUUAGUUUUAUAUAAUAUAUUAAAACAUAUUAAAUAAAUUUAUUGGCAUUUUUCUUUCUCCUAAAACUUACUUAGUGUGAACUUAAAAUAAAGGUAAAAUGCUGCCUGAAAAUAAUGUCCGAGCACCUUUGCCUAGGAUAACAUUUUCACUACUUGUGUGACACUGUGUGUCGCAUGAAGUAGGAUUUGGGUAUACAGUAAAUGCUUCUAAAAGGCAUUGUGCAUAUUGACAUAUCCAAUAAUCUGAACCGUGUUCAGCAAACUUAAUUCAGGAAAGUGGUGUUCUACACAAUUCUUGCUGUUGUGUUUGAAGUGAGUGUGGCACUCAUCUGUUCCCUGAAAUCAGACAAGUGAUGCCACCCAAACCAUGCUGAGUGGUGUCUGUCUGAGAACGACCCCACUCACUUGGGAAAUCGCUCCACUUGAGUUUCUUGGUCACUAUCUAUCGAAAAUGUUUCAAAGUAGAGGCUAAACGAGUGCCAAAGUCGGGUUACAAAUAUGUAGUAUCUUUUAUUUUCGCCAUGGUCCUUUUAUUUUUUAUAUGCAAUCAUUUUUUGAUUGUACAUAUAGGUUUGGCCUCAUUUUUUUUCAAUAUUUCAAUUAUUUGAAGAUUCUACCAAACCUUACUAAAUUUUUUUAAAUGACAUCUUAGAUGAAAUGUAUGUGGCACUUUUAAUUUGACCUUGUAAUAUUUUUAGGGGACUGUCAUUAUUUUUCUGGAAAAAUAACAUCCCGUGCUGCCACAUGAACUAGGUGACUAGCUCUCACCCAACCCACUCUGAAUGUCAGUGUCAUUCAUUGUGGGUUCAUAAGUAGCAGUUUUCUUGUGGUCAGGGGAUAAUUUGUCCUGCUUUUUUGUUUGUUUGAGCACAUUUGGCAGAAUUAGGUACAGCAAAUUCUUUUUUUAUCAAAGCAGUAAAUAAAAGGAGCCCAUCAUUAGAUUAAAUCCAUAGCUGAUCACAGACCUUCAUUUUAACCAAAACUUUCUCCCUAAUCCCUAUAUAUCAGACCUGCUAAAAACCAAUAAAUUAAAAAGCAGAGAGAGGUAUGUUGAUAAGUAGUGAACUCACCAGAAGUGAUCAACUGGUGAAAGAAAAAUGACUCAAUCUGGAAUAUUCUGGCCCCUGAACGAUUGACAGGUGACUGUAGUUUCCACCAUAAUUAGCAGUCUCUGUGUGUCUUAGUCCAGAGGGAAUAGUACCCAGUGGCCAAAUACUGGCCUUUAGUGUUUGCUCCUGUCUUGCAUGUGUUACAGACGUUUUCCGUGUCAUUUGUAUGAUCCCUGUAUCCUGAUAGUCUGUCAUUAACAAAACAUUGAAAGACAGCACACCAGUAUAAAAUAUUUGAUACUGGUGGAAACUUGAAUUUUGUGUUUUCACGAAAAUUCAUGUAUGAGAAUGUAUAGUAGAACUAAAGAGAGUGUUUUAUAAAUAUGUAUACAUACUUGUUAUGAAGCAUUAAAACUGGGGAGAGGUGAGUGCCAUCGGUGGCUGCCUUUUCCCUGGAUGAACUGUGUUUCUUUCAGUCGUGUUAACCAAGUCUGGGGUCUGUGUGACCAGUGAGAAGAUUCAGAACCACUUAAAUGGAAAGCAGCUCUUCACUGGUUUUAUUCCUGGUAUUUUUUAAAAAUUAUUUUGGUAAUUUUAAUAGAACGUGUAAUUUUAAAAUACACAAAAAAAACCUUAGAGUUGUAUUGAUUAUAUAAAUAAUUAUUUAACUUGCCUUUUAAGGAUGUAUCUAUAUGUAUAUAGACAGUAAUAUAUUUAUAAAACAAAUAUGCUUUAUGUGAUAGCCCUUAGUUUGUGCUGUAUGGGAGGAUGGCUGUGUGUGUGUGUGUGUGUGUGUUUUGAAAACUCUCAAGCUGUUUUCCCUCUGAUUUAAUGUCAUUUACUCUAAAGUAAAUGCACUUGGUUUCUGUUACUUUUUUGCUGUCCAACUUAUUCAGUAUAAAAUAAGUGGUACAUUUUUCUGGCCAUUCUGUUGGCAUAUGGCUCAUCCACUUUAUUAUCAUCUAACUCCUGGAGAACUCCUGACUGACUGCAACUCAAACACAUUAUGGCUAGAGAUAAGCUUGUGUUCUAAAUGUUCCAGGCUAAAGAAGAAAACACACCUGUGAUAUUAAGCUUACAAGGUGUAUUCCAACAAAGUAUAUUAAAAGCUGAUCACACAGGUGCAUUAGAAGAAGAGAGCAGAGGGUCAAAAAUACUAAAGAAAAUUGAAUUGUUUGACAUUGGUCAAGGAAGCCCUUAGGGCAAGUGUUGACAAACUUUUUCUGUAAAGUAUCAGACAGUAAAUUAUUUAGGCUUUGAGAAUCAUCUCUAAACACUGCUCGCCUCUGCCUCUCCAGAAUAAAAGCAGCCAGAGACAGUAUGUAAAUGAAUGCAUAUGGCUGUGUUCCAGUAAAACUUUAUUUACAGAAACAGGCAGAAUCUGGCCUGUGAGCCUUCGUUUGUUGAUCCCUGCCCUGAGGGACAGCAUUAAGGAGUCAGCCCUUAAGGAUGUGCUUUUGAGAAGAAAUAAUUUUAUUGCAAUUGAUGGUCACCAAAAUUCUCGUUGGCACUGAUGUCCUUUCUAAGAGGGCAGUAGUCAUUUCUCUUUUUACGCUGGUCAUACCUUUUAUUUAUUCGGUAUUUCUUGCAUCUAAAGUAUUCUGUAAAAAGAUGUUUUACUAAAUAUUGAAAUUUUUCCAGGAACUUUGAAUUAAUAUUGAAAAGGAGAACCCUCUACCUGCCUUUUAUUUCUCAGUGGCCUCAUGGACCAAAAACCCUGUUGUAUUUUGAAAAUUAGCCGCAAAUGUUCUAAAGACUGUCUUUACCAGUUACAUUUUUCUGUUUGUUUUUGGCUUCUAAUAAAUGACAACUCUGUCCUUCUUUAAAAAUGGUUUUAAAGAAGAUAAUUAUCUUGUAAUUUCACCUACUCAAGCUGUAUUCUGUACAAUUAAAGAUUGUCAGUAGCAUAAUUGUAGCUGUAAUGUCAGUAUAUCUGUUACAUUGUGACUCUUCCUAUGAAACAAAGUGCAUCUCUCAAAAUGUUUAGAUUUUUAAGAGACCUUAGGCUUGUCAGUGGUGAAUGAUAUUCCUACUAUGAUCAUGUGUAAUCUGGAAUUCACUGGAAGUACACACUGUUGAGCAUGUUCACCCAUAAUACUUUCUGUAUGGUGUUUCGUCAAUACCAUAUUCCUGAGAACAUUAAAUAGUGAUGAACAUUACCAUCCA
This is a messenger RNA of Oryctolagus cuniculus (rabbit), 8445 nucleotides long. Lineage: Eukaryota; Metazoa; Chordata; Mammalia; Lagomorpha; Leporidae. The record is from RefSeq and is a predicted model, not a curated record.